This is a messenger RNA of Helicoverpa zea (corn earworm), 716 nucleotides long. Its product is annotated as IQ domain-containing protein K-like. The transcript is spliced from 5 exons. Lineage: Eukaryota; Metazoa; Arthropoda; Insecta; Lepidoptera; Noctuidae. The record is from RefSeq and is a predicted model, not a curated record. Bases 1 to 708 code for a protein of 235 amino acids.
AUGGCUGGCAAAAGUACCGAUCGCAAAGGCAGAGUAAAAGAAACAAAAUCUGCAGCGAUUGAGCAGAAUGAAACGGCAGGCUUCACAUUACCCGACAGUCUGCCGUGUUCAGAAAUCGACUUCCCAGUGCUUAUCAAAAGAAGACCCAGGGCUAACUGGAAAGAAAUAAUUGAUGAAAGCAAUAAAUGGCAUAAAGAAUUAGACGAGUACAAUGAGAGCAAACAGGAACCCAUUCCUAGACCACCGUUUCUUAAAACUGAAACCGAUUACAUUAAGAACGAGGUAUUUGUUCAACUUAUUCCUGCCUUAGUGGAAACUCUAAAUAAGGCCAAGAUAUGGCAAGCCUUGACCAAAGAGAAGUGUUUCUUCAAUGGAAUAGACCACAUUGUGCAGGUACUUUGGAACAACAACCCUCGUUAUCCAGGACGUAAAGAAAGCAACUUACAUUUAUUCAACAUGCCCUGGGUAAGAGCAACUCUUAAGAAGAAACCUCGUCCACUGUACCCAAAGUCUUGGUUAUGGCCUGAGGAGUACGCAGCCACUCUCAUACAAAAGACUGUACGACAGUACUUCGUACAAAAACAGGAGGAAGUGCAAGAAAUGCGCGAGUUCUGGAAGAAACUUGAAGUUGAACGCAACGUUCCUGACAUGGAGAUGAAUCCGUUUCUGGCUAAAGCAUUUGCAUCGUCUUCACAUAUUAAAAAGUAAUCGCUAUU